Enterospora canceri is the source of this 204-nucleotide messenger RNA. The record is from the annotation of a GenBank genome assembly. NCBI's taxonomy places the organism in Eukaryota, Fungi, Microsporidia, Enterocytozoonidae.
AUGCCUGAAAUAACAAUGUUAUUAGACUUUGUCCUGUACUGGCGGAUCAUCUUCCUGUACUUCUCCAGCAACUCCUCGGGUCUUGUGGAUGACACAUCGUUUGUUCCUGCGUGGAUGAUAAAAAGAGUGUUAUCGUCUGCGUCGCUGGUGACCUCUCCGCUUACAUCUGUUAUGUCGUCAAGCCUGGCUCCUGGAAUACAGUAA